AUGUCGGUGAACGGAAGCGUGGAUGGCGAUGUUUUUGCCUCGGAGGAGUUCAAUGGUGCUCAGUGUAAGUUUUAAGCUAAUAUAUAUUGAACUUGACCGUCAAUGAAAAUUCUUUGAAUUUUAGUUGUUAAUGACAUUCUCAACAACUCCCGACCCGGUGAGGAAGUAAAGAAACUCCACAAGCUCAAAUCCAAGCUCAAUGCCGAAUCGAAUACGGCCUCGGAACAGGUCAAGGAUAUUAUCUUUGAUCACUAUCGGCAAUUUAUUGAUACCUCAAAGGAAGUUGCUUGUAAGUUUAUAUUACCCAAUUUUCUUCAGCUUUUAGCAUUGGAACGAGAGAUAUACGAGCUUUCAACCUUGCUGACUGAUCAAAAAGCCUUGAUCGAGAAUUUGAUGGACCUUUGUGGGCAGGAAAAAGGCUCCAUCUGUAGUGUUUCGUUGCAUUCUGGUAAUAAUAAUCAACAGAACCCUCUACAAUUGCUGAUGCAUAAAGUUGAAGGGAUUGCGGUGAGUAUUGUAUUUAUUUUUGUUGGUUUUUAGAUCGAUUUGUUUAUGAGGGACCUAGUUUGGUGAAAGUCAUACGAUUUGAUGUAUAAACCAAUUUUAAAAUGUCAUAAAUACGCUGUUUAUGGUAAAAUACGGCUGCAGUAAUCGACUGCACAAAAGAUGAGAGAAAAUCGUCGCUAUUCACCUUAGUUUGAAUACCUGCUAUUACCUAAAUUAAUAUCUGUAAUUUCAGGACGAAUUAAACCGCCUGAAGCCCAACGAGAAGAUCAUUUUGCAAUCUGAAUUUACCUUGCUAUCUGAAAAUACGAUGGAGCCGGUCCACACUGUCUUUCUUGUACUCCUUUCCGAGACUUUUUUCAUCUGCUACCCUAGCAAUAAUCCCAAGAUGAAAUUCACCUUUUCCUCAGCACAUCGACUCGAUUCUGUAGCUGUUGUGAACGUAAAAAGAGCCGCAAUUGAGAAUCCAUUCGCUGAAUUGAUCAUGCAGCUGAUGAUUUUUCCGGAGCAAUUGUAUUUGAAAUGUGAUUCCCCGAGAUUGAAGAAACAAUGGCUGGAAGGGAUCGAAAAUGCCAAAAGGGCUUUGGAGAAGGAGAAAAAUCUGCAUCGCCAGGCUACUAUUAGAGGUUUGAAGGGGAUUUGAGGGCAUAUUGGGUCAGAAAAUUGGAUUAUUUAACUAUUUUUUGUCAUGGAUAAUAUAAUUUUUGUCGAUCUUAUCACAUAUUAUGGUUGUUUACGCCCCGGUAGGAUUCUAGGAGGAAAUUGAAGACAAAAAACACUACUAUAAUCAUGUUUCAUCCAUUUUUUGCUCGAUUUCUCUUAUGGAUAAUAUAAGUUUUGUCAAAAAAUCCCACUAAAAUCCUAUUUUCAGCCAAAAGAAGAAAGAGUUCGGCCGCAGCACACCCCUUGGACCCUCGAGAUCGCCUCUCCGGCAUCAAAUCCCAGAAUUCCGAGGCCAUUCAGGAGGAGGAUCAAGAGAAAAUCGAGGCUGAUAUGGAAUGGCUGAGAGGGUUGGAAAACGAUCUGCAAGAGGAGAUAAGCCACAGACACAUGGAAGAUGCUGUAGAUUUACUUAUGGACGCCAAACAAGCCAAAUGCACGGAUCCGGAGCUGAGCGCGAGAAUCGCUUCGUAUGAAAAACAGAUCAUAAAAAUGCUGAGUGAUGAGGUAAGUGGAUAAAUUUUGAUGGAGAUGGGGAAGAGGUGUAAUAAGUGGACUGAGAUAGCGUUUGAGGAUUAGAGAUUUCAGGUAGACCGAUUUUUUUGGCAAAAAAAUGUUGUGUUACCUUGUGUAAUAUAAUUUUUGGCUAACAGGGACAGUACCCCAAGUGCGACGCUCAGAUUUUGAUGAAACUUGGCACAAAUUUAGAAUAUUUUUUUCUAAGAUAUAUGCGAGAAUCCUAGCUCUCGCUUUGCAGAAACAACCGAGAUUUUUAGAUCGAAAGUUGGCGAAAAUUUGACACUUUUUGCGGAAUUUCGGCACGAAAAGUUUAAUGCCUGUUUCUACCAUAGAGGGUAAUGUUUCCACAAAAAAUCGAUUUUUCCGCACAAAACUAGCAAAGUUAUGAUCAAAAAGGGGGUUUCUCUCUGACCGCCCUCCGCGUUUUGUGUACUCUCUCGCCGGAAAAGAUCGUUCAAUAUUUUGGCGACGCUUGCAAAGCGCGAGCUAAAACUUUCAGGAAUUGAUACUUAGUUCAUGGCCGACGUUUGUGAAAAAACUAAAGAAAAUCUGAGCGUCGCACUUGGAGUACUUCCCCUGUAAAUUUGACAUUCAACUAUGUCACAAGGAUAUUACCGAUAAAUUUUUUCAGAUCAAACGUCCGGGAGCCCUUCACGGAGGCGCCAAGGCCCUCCAUCGGCCGCUAACCCUCCUAAAAACACUUGGCCGAUCCACCUAUGCCAUUGAUUUGUACCUAAAAAGAAGGAGUUCGGCCCUCAGCCAAAGAGCCCGCGAGUUCACGAUCAGUGAAGAGCCUUUGUCCUACGUCCGACAUGUCUCAACAGUUUUCAUCAGCGCCAUUUUGGAAGUGAUUAAAGAAUUCAAAUCCCAAAUUGAUGACUAUUGUUUGGUGGUCCAAUGGGCAUGCUCGGAACUCUCAUUGCUGCUGUCGUUGAUCCGAAGGCAUGUCCUGGAAGUGGCUCCCACAAUGGCCGUCCUAACCAAUGCUUGGAGAAUUUUGGCGGGAGAAUUGGAGGUCCUCAGAUAUGAAGGUUUGGACCUCUCGUUUGAAGUAAACAGGUUGUUGGCACCAUCGCUGAGAACUGCAUUAGAAGGAAACUUUACUAAUAUCAUAGAAUCGACACGGCUGAGGAUUCAGGUGAGAGGGUUUGGGCGAAAAUGGGAGUUUGUUUAUAUUGUAGUAGAUGGGAUUGUCGGAAAUUGAUGGGUAUCUUGGUAGAGGCUGUUGAUAGAGCUGUGGUAUUUUUAGUACUCAAUCUUUGUUUUGUUUGGUAUCUCGUGCCGAAUUUUGAAUGAAUUCUGAAUGUAGAAUUUGGAGUAAUUAACAUGGAUAUUGUAGUAGGUAGAGGUGACAAUAAUUUUGGAAUAUCUCAGUUGGCCUUGUAACUUUGGUUUUGGAAUUGUUGGAGAUUGUUUUGCAGAGUAUAUUGGGUGUGGAAACUUAAUUUGAGGGCAUUUUAUGAGAUGUUUUGAAGUAAAUUAUUUUAGAUGGUAUCGAUAAUAAUUUAGUCCCAGUUUUUUCUAUUUUUAUAAAUUUUUUGUUAAUACCUAUUAAUUUUCAGGAAGAACGUUGGCAGCCCUUCAAUUUGGAAACCGAAUCCAACCUGAAUCGCUACCUGGAAGAGAUGUCUGACCUUGGUUUAUGCAUUGACUGGGCCAUCCUCCCACAUCAGCCCAAUUCCUUGAGUAUUUCGCAAAGUGGAUGCGAAUUCGCGAGAGUUGCAAGGUCGCUGAGCCGAGAUCUGAGUCUGUUGAAAUCCUCAGGCCAUCUGAGGGAAUUAUCCAUCGAUUUUAUUCGGACUUUGUGGUCAGAUUACUGCGAAUUGUUGGCCCAGCCAAUCAAUAAUGAAGUCCACAACUUCACCUGCAAAUUUAUUGUGAAUCAAGUGGGUUUUGAAGAGAUUUUCUCUCGGAAAUUUGAAGAUUUAUGAGAGUUUUGACAAUUUUUUGUCAUGGAAAAUAUAUUUUUUUUUCAAAAUGAUAUUUUUAGUUGAUCCCAUUGUGUGAAGAGAUCUACCGCGAAGAUUUGAUCCGGAUCCUACUGCAGAAACGAUUCCCCAUCCUCCUAAAAUACGUGGAUCGCCCGCUGGAAAGAUUGGAUUCCCAUGAAGAGGAAGAUGUCUGA
Messenger RNA from Bursaphelenchus xylophilus (pine wood nematode), 3808 nucleotides. The record is from the annotation of a GenBank genome assembly. Lineage: Eukaryota; Metazoa; Nematoda; Chromadorea; Rhabditida; Aphelenchoididae.